Molecule: messenger RNA, 2984 nt
Organism: Nomascus leucogenys (northern white-cheeked gibbon)
Lineage: Eukaryota; Metazoa; Chordata; Mammalia; Primates; Hylobatidae
Source: RefSeq, a predicted model, not a curated record
AGUUUCCUGGCUGAAACACACCAGCCCAAUACUUAAACAGAGCAAAUCCUGACUCCGAUAGAGACUGGAUGGACCCACAAGGGUGACAGUCCAGGCGGACCGAGCUUCCCAUCCCACAUCCUCCAGCACGAUGCCAAAGAGAGGCUGACGGCAACUGGGCCUUCUGCAGAGAAAGACCUCCGCUUCACCGCCCCAGUUGGUCCUAAGGGCCAGGAAGAUGGAUUCAUACCUGCUGAUGUGGGGACUGCUAACGUUCAUCAUGGUGCCUGGCUGCCAGGCAGAGCUCUGUGACGAUGACCCGCCAGAGAUCGCACAUGCCACAUUCAAAGCCGUGGCUUACAAGGAAGGAACCAUGUUGAACUGUGAAUGCAAGAGAGGUUUCCGCAGAAUCAAAAGCGGGUCACCCUAUAUGCUCUGUACAGGAAACUCUAGCCACUCGUCCUGGGACAACCAAUGUCAGUGCACAAGCUCUGCCGCUCGGAACACAACAAAACAAGUGACACCUCAACCUGAAGAACGGAAAGAAAGAAAAACCACAGAAAUGCAAAGUCCAAUGCAGCCGGUGGACCAAGCGAGCCUUCCAGGUGAAGAGAAGCCUCAGGCAAGCCCCGAAGGCCGUCCUGAGAGUGAGACUUCCUGCCUCGUCACAACAACAGAUUUUCAAAUACAGACAGAAGUGGCUGCAACCAUGGAGACGUUCAUAUUUACAACAGAGUACCAGGUAGCAGUGGCCGGCUGUGUUUUCCUGCUGAUCAGCGUCCUCCUCCUGAGUGGGCUCACCUGGCAGCGGAGACAGAAGAAGAGUAGAAGAACAAUCUAGAAAACCAAAAGAACAAGAACUUCUCGGUAAGAAGCCGAGAACAGACAACAGAAGUCAUGAAGCCCAAGCGAAAUCAAAGGUGCUAAAUGCUCGCCCAGGAGACAUGCCUUGUGCUUGCCUGGGUUUUGAAAGCUCUGAAGUCACAUCACAGGACACAGGGCAGUGGCAACCUUUCUAUGCCAGCUCAGUCCCAUCAGAGAGCGAGCACUACCCUUACUUCUAAACAGCAAUUUCACCAUUGAAGAGGAAGGUCAAAACCACUAGAACUCUCCAUCUUAUUUUCAUGUAUAUGUGUUCAUUAAAGCAUGAAUGGUAUGGAACUCUCUCCACCCUAUAUGUAGUAUGAAGAAAAGUAGGUUUACAUUCAUCUCAUUCCAACUUCCCAGUUCGGGAAUCCCAAGGAAAGCCCUAGCACUAAUGUAAAUACACAACACACACACUCUACCCUAUACAACUGGACAUCGUCCGCGUGGUUCCUUUCUCAGCCGCUUCUGACUGCUGAUUCUCCCAUUCACGUUGCCUAAUGAACAUCCUUCAAGAACUCUGGGCUGCUACCCAGAAAUCAUUUUACCCUUGGCUCAAUCCUCUAAGCUAACCCCCUUCUACUGAGCUUUCAGUCUUGAAUUUCUACAAAACAGAGGCCAUGGCAGAAUAAUCUUUGUGUAACUUCAAAACGGGGCAGCCAAACCCAUGAGGCAAUGUCAGGAACAGAAGGAUGAAUGAGGCAGAGAGUCAUACUUACCAAGGUUUUACCUGUGCAUUACUAAUUGGCCUCUUUAGAAGUUAGCUUCUUUGGGAUUGCUAUGAAUGAUCCCCUGAAUGUGGCCUGCACUAAUUUGAUGUUUACAGGUGGACACACUGUGCAAAUCAAUGUGUACGUUUCCUGAGAAGUGUCUAAAAACACCAAAAAGGGAUCCGUACAUUCAAUGUUUAUGGAAGGAAGGAAAGAAAGAAGGAAGUGAAGAGGGAGAAGGGAUGGAGGUCACACUGGCAGAACGUAACCGCGGAAAAGAGCAUAUCGGGCCUGGCACGGUGGCUCAGGCCUGUAACCCCAGCUCCCUAGGAGACCAAGGCGGGAGCAUCUCUUGAGGCCAGGAGUUUGAGACCAGCCUGGGCAGCAUAGCAAGACCUAUCCCUGCAAAAAAUUAAAAAUUGGCUGGAUGUGGUGGCAUAUGCCUGUAGUCCUAGCCACUGAGGAGGCUGAGGCAGGAGGAUUGCUUGAGCCCAGGAGUUCAAGGCUGCAGUCAGUCAUGAUGGCACCACUGCACUCCAGCCUGGGCAACAGAGCAAGACCCUAUCUUUAAGGAAAAAAAGAAAAGAAGAGCAUACCAGCAGUCCUUGAACAUUACCAAAAAGUUCAGCGUAUUAUAAUCACCUGGAGGCGUUGUUAAAACAGUUCUCUGGGCCCAUCUCCAGAGUCUCUGAGUUGUUGGUCUGGAAUAGAGCCAAACGUUUUGUGUGUCUAACAAUUCCUAGGUGCUGUUGCUGCUGCUACUAUUCCAAGAACACACUUUGAGAACCAUUGUGUUAUCGCUCUGCACGCCCACCCACUCUCAACUCCCACGACAAAAGUCAACUUCCAGAGCUAAGAUUUCGGUGGAAGUCCUGGUUCCAUAUCUGGUGCAAGAUGUCCCCUCACGAAUCAGUUGAGUCAACAUUCUAACUCAACAACAUCACGAUUAAGAUUAAUGAAAGUUAUUCAUUUGGGAAACUAUCAGCCAGUUUUCAUUUCUGAAGGGGCAGGAGAGUGUUAUGAAAAAUAACGGCAGUUUUCAGCAGGGUCCAGAUUCAGAUUAAACAACUAUUUUCUGUCUUUUCUGUGACCAACCACAUACAGACUCAUCUGUGCAUCCUCCCCCUCCCCCUUCAGGUAUAUGUUUUCUGAGUAAAGUUGAAAAGAAUCUCAGACCAGAAAAAAAAUAUGUAUAUUUAAAUCUUACUUGAGUAGAAUUGAUUACUCCUUUUGGGUGUUGAGGGGUCUGUAAGAUCAAAACUUUUCCAUGAUAAUACUAAGAUGUUAUUGACCAUUUCUCUCUCCUUCUCUCAAAAGUGUAUGGUGGAAUUUUCCAGAAGCUAUGUGACACGUGAUGAUGUCAUCACUCUGCUGUUAACAUAUAAUCAAUUUAUUGCUAUUGUUUAUAAAAGAAUAAAUAUUUUUUAAAAA